Morone saxatilis (striped sea-bass) is the source of this 453-nucleotide messenger RNA. Its product is annotated as transcription factor HES-2-like. Gene Ontology annotation, biological process: regulation of neurogenesis; regulation of transcription by RNA polymerase II; anterior/posterior pattern specification. The record is from RefSeq and is a predicted model, not a curated record. Gene Ontology annotation, molecular function: DNA-binding transcription factor activity, RNA polymerase II-specific; protein dimerization activity; RNA polymerase II cis-regulatory region sequence-specific DNA binding. Bases 1 to 453 code for a protein of 150 amino acids. Gene Ontology annotation, cellular component: nucleus. The transcript is spliced from 5 exons. NCBI's taxonomy places the organism in Eukaryota, Metazoa, Chordata, Actinopteri, Moronidae.
AUGUCUCCAAACAUGACUUGUGAAGCUCUCCAGACUUUUUCUCCAAGGCCAACUGUGGCCAAAAGAAAAGAGGCUCUUGAGCUCAGAAAGACUAUGAAACCUUUGAUGGAAAAAAGAAGGCGGGCCCGUAUCAACGACAGCCUGGACCAUUUGAAAAACCUCAUCCUUCCCCUCACAGGCAGAGAUAAGACUCGCUACUCCAAGCUUGAGAAAGCAGACAUCCUGGAAAUGACUGUGAGGUUCCUCAGCGACAUCCCCCCUGUUAACACCAAAAAUUCCACAGACAGUUACAAGGAAGGCUACAAAGCUUGCCUCCAGCGCGUCUCCGCUCUGCUUCCCAAAACGAGCUUGGAUCAAGACGCGUGCCAGCGGGUGAACGACUUCGUCCAGCAGUCUGCAUCCGCCACCGUCACCCCAACCUGCCUGAACUACACCGGCCACUGCAUCAUGUAA